GAUGUCCAUUAUUUUAUCUCCGAAUAACGCAGCGUUGAAUAAGUAAGGCACAAAUGUGACCAGCUCGUAGAUAUUUAUGGCUGGUGCUGCGUAUAUUUACAUAUUCUGAACAAAUUCGCAACAUAAAUAAUACCAUGUCAAAACUACUUUUGCCAUCAAAUUCCUUAAAUUAUUUCGCCUUUAUUGUGAGUUUUUUGUUUACUUUGGCGGAGGGAUGGUGGCCCCAAGAGUAUCCUCGCAUCGGGUUGGCAAGAUGGUUAGAAAUGGACCAGGAAGACCACAACAUGGGUGGACAUUGGAGGACCGACUUUGAAAAUAUGACUUCAAAUUAUUUGUCCAUUUUAGACCAGGGUCAAACGUUCAUCGUUUCUCCGCAAAUUACUGGAUUAGGAUUUGAAUGCAAUGCGACGUAUCCUGUCCAAUGGGUUUCGUUUUAUCAGUCAGACUCGGACUACCCUUCAUUUUACACGAGGGUCCGAUAUUUCCGAACAAACCCGGACAUUUAUAACACCAGAAGUAACACCUUCAUUUCGUCCCUGGACUUGUACGGAGACCAAAGUGCCAUCAGUGGAAACUAUAGCUGUGUCAGUGUCGAGUUUCCGGAUGAUGUGAUCAAGAGCAUUUACGUGUACUGGCAAGGCAGUAAUCCGUCAAACCUUGUCUUGGGAGGAAAAGAAGUUGAACCUCAGUCUAAAGAUGGGCACUAUUUGAUCCUUCCAUGUCGCGUUUCCAGGCCUGAUGUCACCGUCAAUUUAUAUCGCGAAGUUAAUUCCGAAUGGGUCCUCGUGAAAAGCCCAUUUAUAAAAUUCAACCCCAAAAUUGGCUUCCGAGUAAAUCUCUACCAGUACAGUGGAGCAUAUGGCCGUUUUCGAUGUGCCGUUGGGGACGACGAAGAUGAGGCGUUGGUCAUGAGCGUCAAAAAAGGUAUUAAGGACCCCGAUGUCGACUUUAAUAACACGAUGGAUGGAAACGCCACUAUUAUAUUUAAUAAAACGUCGCAAGAAAUAAUUUGCUGCUCCAAUACUUCAAAAGCACCCAAGCUUCAUACGAUUUUUUGCGUGGAAAAUUUUUCAUGUCAACUUCGCCGUCAUCAAUUGCACACUAUCGUUAACAAUGGAAGACGCAACCGUAACCGGAGUUGCACAUCGGAACGGAUUUACACUAAGGAUUCGGGAAUGUUGCGCUGUUUGGGGGACGGGGUCGACCUGAUUCGCACAUUUUACUCAGAUUUGCCCACCAAGAAGAAUAAUUACACGGCUAAUUUAUACUUCAACUGGAACGAAAUAGCACCUGAGAAUAUGGUGGAAAUAUCUGCAACGACUCGAGGUUCAAUUUAUGAGCGUCAAAAUUUGACAAUAUCGUGCGACACGGCCUUCAAUUUUUUUGCGGAGGGGAUUCAAUGGGCUAUCCGGUGGAAAAAUCAGACCCUUCAAUUCUUCCCACCUCCGUCAAAUAACAAAGUUCCCGGAAUGUUGGAUGUUUACGAUACAAAUUCCGUGUCCUUUCAAAAUCUUCGGGUUAAAGCUGUCCGCGAGAUGACGGAGGUCAUUUGUUUCGUCCCCGUCUGGAAUGACACGCGAUGGGUUAACAAAUCCCUUCUUAUGGAUGUGCAAGAGACGCGACGCCCCCACUUUUUCCACCCGGAAAUGGAGGAAUUUCAGUGGAAAUUAAAUUCCACGGAGCAAAUUCUGGAAUGCAAAGUUAGUGGUUCGCCUCCUCCGGGAAUUAAAUGGAAGAAAAACAACAAGACGAUCAUCCAUGAAAACAAUAUAUCAUUCAAACGCUUAAAUGGAACCUCCACGCUGAUCAUCCAUCGCGUCUCGCACGAUGUCCAAGGCGACUACAGAUGCAUAGCUGCAAAUUUCGGGGGUUCGGACGAGAAGCGUUUUAUGGUUUAUGUCGAAGAACCAAGUUCCGGUCUUGGCGGCGUGGGAAUUACUCUUCUUGUCCUCACAAUUCUCACGCUCCUGACGGGUCUUGGAUUUCUCGCGUGGAAAAUGCAACUGCAGAAGAAAGUGAUUGAUCACUUGGCUGGUAUCGUGUUUCGAGAUGUUAACCAACCUCCGGGCAGUGAAAGCGGGGUCGGGGUCACCAUAAGUAAUGGAGUUUCUCAUAAUGCUGUCGGAAGCACGAGAGGGAACAGUGAUUUAAACCCUUUUCCUAGCAGUGUAGGUUAAUUUAGAUGCAAUAAAGUGUAUGAAAAUGAGUAUCAUUA
Folsomia candida is the source of this 2215-nucleotide messenger RNA. RefSeq lists its product as uncharacterized. Bases 135 to 2177 code for a protein of 680 amino acids. The record is from RefSeq and is a predicted model, not a curated record. NCBI's taxonomy places the organism in Eukaryota, Metazoa, Arthropoda, Collembola, Entomobryomorpha, Isotomidae. The transcript is spliced from 11 exons. Gene Ontology annotation, molecular function: cell-cell adhesion mediator activity. Gene Ontology annotation, cellular component: plasma membrane; axon. Gene Ontology annotation, biological process: dendrite self-avoidance; axon guidance; homophilic cell-cell adhesion.